Messenger RNA from Cylindrotheca closterium, 588 nucleotides. The record is from the annotation of a GenBank genome assembly. NCBI's taxonomy places the organism in Eukaryota, Bacillariophyta, Bacillariophyceae, Bacillariales, Bacillariaceae.
AUGGGGAAGUCUACAUCACUGAAGGUUGUCUCAACGACUGCCAACAAGGCGGGCGGGUCCACACCCAAAUCGGUUUCUGUCGCCAAAAAGAGCGGAAAGAAAAGAUUGGAAAAUGCAUCUGCAGUUGAUUUACGUCAACCUAAGGACAGGGAUCCUACUGUCAACAAUGAUUUGGAGAUUCGAGAGCUGAUCGCAUCUCUCCCACCACUGAUUGACUUUGGGUUAUCUACUCACGAAUUGAUUGCUAUCGGGUACGACUAUAAUUCAACUAAGAUUUUGUUUGGUAACUCCAUUUACAAUCAAUGGAUGGAAGAACAUAAUGAUCGGUGGACCCAAGCGCUCCCAAGGUUUGACAGCCCGUUUAAGGACCUCUACGCUAAUUAUUCAGUUGAAGUAAGGGUGAACAUGCUAUUCGCUCAAUAUGCGAACGAUUGGCGACGGGUGUUGAAAUUCCUAAUUUCGCUUUUUGACGAUGACGCCUUGGGAAACUCCCCUUUGGAUCGACUCCCUCAAUCAAGUCAAGGGCCCUUUGUCGUAAUGCCUCAGCUGCAAGCAGCCGUACUGCGAUGUUUCCAAAUCGCAUUUUGA